UUCCUCGUUUUAACAAAAUAUUACUAUUUGCAAAGUUUGAAAACAAUUUGAAUGAUGAAAGCUAUUGGGACAAAUAAAACUGCUUUUGUAAUCGGACAUUCGAUACAAUCAUGUCCUUGAAUACAGCUUAAUGCCUAUGCAAAUUGCAUGGGAUUUGAAUUUAAUUUGAGAUUGCCAAUACUUAAAGAAUCGCACAACUGCGCAUUCUUUAUUUACUGACACAGAAAAUCGUGAAAUUGAGCAGGCGCAAUCUUGAUAAACAGGGUCCGCAAUUUACAAUGCGACAUUCGUUUUCACAUUCGACUAGACAUUUCGCGUUCUCGUUUACACAUUCGGAGGGUUUUGGUUUGGUGUAACAAAAGCAGGUUUUGUAAUGCAAUAACCAAUUACAAAAAAAUAAAGCCACACUAUUGAACUUUGUUUCAGUUCCUAAAGAAUCUGAGAAAAGUAUUAUUAAGCCAUACGCACCUGCAAUAUUUUUCGAUUUCCCGUAAAAUUUUCAGAGAAACUGAUCAAAAUCGACACAGCACUCCAAGCAAAGAUUCGACUGGAAAAACUACCUAAAACUCGCAUAUUUGUACUCGAAUAACUUGUGUGUGAGAUCGACCAAGCUCGGUCCUGUGUUUGUUGUGUAAAGAGAGCAAAAUGUAUUAUCUGAAAGGAGGAAAAUAAAAGAUUGUGGUAAACAUGAUUGCCUUAUUGCAAUGACUGUAGACUAAAACUACACUUACGUUCAAAAAGUAUUGGGGACACCCUUCGAAACUUCGAAGACAUUCUAUGCAACAAAUUUGGAAAGACUUUUUAAAAUCUUUCUCAUUUAAAAGAUACGGCAGCUAUUUCCAUGAAACUUUCACACGACGUGUUGAUAUCUUGAAGCCUUUUAUGUACGCCAAAAAAUUAAAAAUACAUCGACCAUAAAAUUUAUAUAGGUCUCGAGACGAAAACAUGGAAGCUCUGAAAACUCAAAAACUGAGUUAAGAGAAGCGCUUACAAAUUGCUUUCUACUAAAAUAAAGCAAAUGGAUUUUGCGAUAUUGCAUCAAUUUUCGGCUGCUCGUUGAGUGCAGCUUUUCUGGUGUGUAAAAAGUUUCCCCGUACAAGAACAGUAAAAAAUUUACCAAGGGUUGGCAGACCGAAGAAGUUUACGCACCGAGGGACGACAGGUCUUUACUGGGGGAACUGCGAAGUAAUAGAUUUUUACAUGACACCAUGUUGUCAUGUAAAAAGAAGCUAAAUAAUGGAACAUAAGCAAAAACAUGGCUAUAAAAGUCAUGAAAAAUACAAAUUUUCCAGCGUUAUAUAAAGAAAAUGCUCUCUCAAAGCAAAAAUUAAUCAUCGACGAUGAGUACAAUGGCUUCUCCUUUAAUGUUACGCAAUUUUAAAAGUAGCUUGAAUAUAUGCAAUAGUUUAAUAAAAUUGUAGCAUUUUCGUCGAUGAAGAUAACUUUUUUUGAAGCUUAAAAGUUUGAUUUUAUAAUUUCUUUUAUAAUUUUUUUGUUAUGCAAACGUGAAAUUAAAAAGUUGUAUUUGUUUGGACAUCUCUAAAAUUUUUGGAAGGUCAUGUGACUUUGAUAUUGUUAGGCCAUUCAACCCUUCUGUAUAUUUUGCUGUUAUAAUCAGGAAAAUCGAGAAAAUCCUGUGUUUUCUUGGUUAUGCUUCAUAAGUUGAAGCAUUUUGUUAACUUUUUAUUCCAUUUUGGGGAAACUUAGGCCUAGAUUAUUUGUAGAAAGACUGCCCAAAUCUGAAAAAGUUUCCGUUGCAAAACCGAAUCCAACAGAACGCCAUAAUUCGUUUAUCGAAUUCGUCCCAAUACUUCUGAACGUAAGUGUAAAUUCUGAAAAUCUGACGGUUAUCCGUGCGACCUGUGCGACACCCUGAAUCCGCCCCUGCUGCUUUUGCUACACCAAACCAAAAGCCUCAGAAUGUGUAAACGAAUGUCGCAUUGUAAAUUGCGGACCAGCAAAAUGCCAUAGAAAUAUAAAAUACAGAUGCUUCUUGGUUGGUUGACAGUGGGUGUCCAACGAAAGCACAAAUUUUCAAACGGACUAUCCGGUUUCCCGUAUCCCGAUCUCAUGGUAAUCAUUAGGACUGAAGAAGAUCCUACGAGGAAGCUCAAGCAGAAUUUGUUGCUCAGCAGAUCACACCGUUUAAGCGAAAGCUUGUUUUGUGGAGAUCAAUAGUAAACAUCUUCGACUGUUGGCAUUUUACUCAAGACUGGAAAACAUUUUAAUGACGCCUGUCAAAACAUUCGCUGCGGAAAAGAGCCUCAUUCCAUAAACUGGUGUUGCUGUUCUGUAAAUGGCCUUUUGCAACCACAGCAGAAGUUAUUCAAAUCAGUUGCAAGCUGCUGUUGUCCAGGACUACUUGGAGAUGCUUUGUCAAUUUUCCGUUGCUCUCCAACGUUUUUAAUCCUGUUGAAUCUUGCACCGGAUCCCCCAGUCAGUAUGCUGUCGAUCAGAAAAACGAUCUCGUUUAGGCAAAAUCGAUUGUCUUUAGCCAUUACUUUUGUCUGUUUGCUGUAUGUUCUUGGGAUGAUUGCUAUUAAUUUAUACAGUGACACACACAGUACCCAUAAAAGAAUUUACGUAACUGAAUUACCAGAUCUGCAGAUUCAAUUACACUCGACAACAACAACAGCAGCAGCAGCAGCAACAACAACAGCAGCAGCGUCAGUUUCGUCAUCUGCUUCCUCUAAUCUUUCGUCAUUUGACAAAAGCUUUUGUCCUGUUAAUGGCGAAAAGCUGGUUGGUUCCUUGCGUGUUGAUAUUAACAAAAUGGUGCAAGAAGCUGCUAAUAUUGACAAUCUCUCCAUAAAAAACGGAGGAAAAGUGCAUCUGGGAGGCUGGUGGCGUCCCGAACAUUGCAAACCAAAAUACAAGGUAGCGUUUUUGUUACCGUACAGAAACAGAGAGUUGCAGCUGAAGAUGUUCCUCUAUCACAUGACACCGAUUCUUCAACGCCAGUUAUUGGAGUACAGGAUGUUCGUCAUUGAACAGACUGGAAAAACAGCGUUCAACAAAGGUGCCAUUUAUAAUAUAGGUUUCAAUAGCACACUGCAGUUUGGAGAAUUUGAUUGUUAUAUCUUCCAUGAUGUCGAUCUACUGUUGGAGAAUGAUAAAAAUUAUCACGGCUGUGCUGCAUCGCCUGUCCAUUUGGCACCGGCUGUAAACACUCUAAAUUACAGACUGUUUGCUCCAGGACAUUUUGGUGGAAUUGAAUUAUUCACAAGGGAGCAUUAUGAAAAGAUCAAUGGCUUUACAAACAUGUUUUGGGGCUGGGGUGCGGAAGAUGAUGACCUUUACCUCAGGGUGGAUGCCAAAGGUCUUAAAAUAAUUAGACCACCGCUAGAAUUCGGCCGGUACACUAUGAACCAGCAGAAGCAUUUUAGAAGUGAUCCUUACAAUGAUAAAAAUGCACGAUUGGUGAGAAAAGCAAAGACAAGACAGGCAAAUAUGGACAAUGAUGGACUCCGUCAAAUCUCAAAAUUAAGUUUCACUCAGACAGUUGAGGAAAUGCCUUUGUUUACCAAGAUUUCAAUAGACCUACGGCAUAGUUGAUAGAGUGUAUUUCAUUGAAGUAUUUUUUUAUGUUGAAUGCACACAUCAGCUAGUAAUGUUUCAUCUGCUGCUAAAACGAAGCCAUUCCCCGUUUUGCAUGCAAAGGGCAUGCUCAUUUGUUGCAAAUAAGGUGAAUUGCUGGACAGCAGGUUCAUUUGUUCUUCUCCUCCCUCUCCUCAACAAAUCAGUCUGUUAAAAUACAGGUUUAUGGCCUAUGUGGUGAAAUGGAUCAGGUAUAUGACUCACAACCUAAGAGCAAGACUCUUAGGCAAAUGUUUAAGACACAUAGUGCCUCUCUCCAUCCAAGUGUAUAUUCGGGUACCUGUUCCGUCAGUGGCGCUUUUCUGCUAGUUGCUCCCGAGGAAAGCGACUAAGGGAUAUUGUUUAAAGCCGGUAGAAAAGCCCUUAGCUAUAAAUAUCGUCACUUCAAAGAUGUAUUUCUCCAGCACACCCUCUUGGGUAUCUUAUUUCUAGCGCCAGUUGUCCAAUUUAGGUCUCCCUUUAUUAGCCUGAUAACCAGAUCCUUUGAAAUUGGGGUCUGGUUAUCAGGCUAUCUCUCUAUCUGUCAAUUAACGGAAUUUUAUCUUCAAAAUAUUAAAGAAGAAAUAAACAUCUUUUUCUAAAUUUUGUAUUAAUUUACAGUCGCUCAUAAACUUUUAUAAAUGUAGCUAAUGAAUGUUUUGUUUUAUACAGCUUAUAAUCAAUUUAAAUUUGAUUUCUACAGCAAUAAUAUUUCCUGUAAGUACAGUAAACUCUGUCUAACUCGCAGUCCCUUGACCGUCCCUUGAAAUCUCCCAAUAAAUCUACAAAAACCUCUAUAAUCCAAAUCUUUGUUAUUCAAACUCUUCGUAGUUCCGCUAAUUUUUUCGGUUUUCUGAGAAAAACAACCUUUUGAGUUCGAAUUUUCUGCGUAAUUUAUUGGUAAUUUUUAUAUAGCCAGAUUUUAUCAUAUGUUCCUAACCAUUUCCGUUAAUUAAACUUUUUUAAAAUCGAAAUUUAUGUAAUUUUUGUGCCGGAAUAAAGCGACAAAGUUUGAGCCUAACUCGUGCCCGUAGAGACAAUAGAAUGCAUAAUUUUUUUAUAACUGUUGGGCGUGUUGCGACUUUUCUCGAAGAACUCCUGUAAAUCGAAAAUUUUGUAAUUCGAACGUUUUUACGAUCCCUCAGAGAGUUAAGCGUUGACGAAAUAUAUAUAUACACGAACAAAGAAAGCGUGGACUGACCGAGCUGCUAGCUUUAAAUAUUAUUUAAAUGUGAUAUAGUCUAACAUUGCUGGUUGCUUGAAGUUAGUGCUUUACGUUUCUCUUAACAAAAACCUUAAUAUUGUCGAAGACUCUUACACUCUUACAUUUUAAUUAUUUGUUACCUAUUUCAAUAGUUAGCUUUUGUGGGAUUACAAGAUUCUUGUUGUUUUUGAA
Molecule: messenger RNA, 4972 nt
Organism: Rhopilema esculentum
Lineage: Eukaryota; Metazoa; Cnidaria; Scyphozoa; Rhizostomeae; Rhizostomatidae
Product: beta-1,4-galactosyltransferase 5
Biological process (GO): carbohydrate metabolic process
Cellular component (GO): Golgi apparatus
Molecular function (GO): galactosyltransferase activity
Source: RefSeq, a predicted model, not a curated record